UUGUCAUUUUCCAAUAAUAAAGAAUUGGGAUUCACCACAUUUUCCAGCUUUGACCACUGUCAGCUACAAGGGGAACCCCGUUCAGUCAGGAGCUGAGCGGCAACAUGUCAUUCAGUGACAUAAUGGCCAUCAUCGGGGGGACUUGGGUUGUUUUCCACGUGCUGAAACUGGCCUGGAGAUGUUGGUGUGGGCUCAGAGAGUUUGUUCUGUCAGAGGUUUGGCAAGUGGAUUUAAGGACAUAUGGGCAAUGGGCAGUUGUCACUGGUGCCACGUAUGGCAUUGGUAAAGCCUAUGCCUGUGAGCUGGCGCGCAGAGGCCUGGAUAUUGUCUUGGUAAGCAGAUCAGAUGACAAGCUUCAAACGGUUGCCAAAGAGAUAGAGGGUCAGUAUGGACGAAAGACACGCACCAUCCGAGUGGACUUCACCGACGGCCCCAGUAUCUACCCGGUUGUAGCUGAGGGACUACAAGGCCUGGAAAUUGGAAUUCUGGUCAACAAUGUAGGAAUGACCUAUUCUGAUAGUUUCGCCUGUUUCCUGGAAGUACCAAAUGCUGAACAGAAAAUCACGCAGAUUGUCAACUGCAACAUGCUGUCUGUCCCUCAGAUGACCAGACUGGUUCUUCCGGACAUGAUCAAAAGAGGUACUGGGCUGAUCAUCAAUAUUUCCUCUGAAGUGGCCAUCCGGCCGCAGCCUUUGCUGUCACUUUAUUCUGCCACCAAGAUUUUUGUCACAUAUUUCUCUCAGGGUCUGCAUGCUGAGUACAAGUCAAAGGGAAUUACUGUUCAGUGUGUGUGCCCCUUCAUGGUGUCCACAAACAUGACACUCAACAUGAAAGUCAACUGCUUUGUGAAAAGUUCUUCGGCGUUCGCACGAGAAGCCUUGAACACUGUGGGUCACUCCAGCUACACCAGCGGGUGUCUGUCCCACGCUCUCCAGAACGCAGCUCUCACCGCACUCCUGCCAGACUGGCUUCAUAUGUCACAAUUCCUCGUCGGAAAACUUAAAAACUUCCCAAAGUUGGAUGGACAGAAAAGGAGAGUUAGUAAGGGAGAGGAGAAACCCCGUGAAAAGGAGGAGUAAUCGUCUGCCCGCAUCUGCAGAGAAGCGAAUAUAUAUAUAUAAAGAACUGUUGGUUAAUAUGUGCGUUAUAAAAAUUCACUGCAGCUGAUACCUAAAAUGUGUGUAAUAUCAUAUCAAAGUUAAUACAUAGGCAAUGCUACACAUGUAAAUAUUAUUAAAUGUCUUAAUAAAAUGCGUUAUCCAUGUUCAA
This is a messenger RNA of Scophthalmus maximus (turbot), 1269 nucleotides long. It is a transcript of the gene hsd20b2, whose product is annotated as hydroxysteroid (20-beta) dehydrogenase 2. NCBI's taxonomy places the organism in Eukaryota, Metazoa, Chordata, Actinopteri, Pleuronectiformes, Scophthalmidae. Gene Ontology annotation, cellular component: endoplasmic reticulum. The coding region runs from base 105 to 1079 and encodes 324 amino acids. Gene Ontology annotation, molecular function: oxidoreductase activity. The record is from RefSeq and is a predicted model, not a curated record. The transcript has 11 exons.